Messenger RNA from Drosophila sechellia, 1088 nucleotides. RefSeq names its product paired mesoderm homeobox protein 1. Lineage: Eukaryota; Metazoa; Arthropoda; Insecta; Diptera; Drosophilidae. Gene Ontology annotation, molecular function: DNA-binding transcription factor activity, RNA polymerase II-specific; RNA polymerase II transcription regulatory region sequence-specific DNA binding. Bases 1 to 822 code for a protein of 273 amino acids. The record is from RefSeq and is a predicted model, not a curated record. The transcript is spliced from 3 exons. Gene Ontology annotation, biological process: regulation of transcription by RNA polymerase II.
AUGCUAAACUACCAGCAGCAAUUGCAUUCGCUGCCCGUCGGCAAUCCGGGAAAUUUUUACUACGGACCGACGGUUUCCGGCGAGAUAUACCCAUCUCAGCAAUCGCUUAACCUGGAGUCCGAGGACAAACUGGAGGAUCGGGAAGAAAGUGGCAGGAGCCUGGAAAAAAUGCACAGAUUCUCCGUGGAUAAUAUCAUGGAAAUGAAGCACGACGCCUAUUCCAAGGGAAAAAUGGCCAUGGAACUUAGUGGCAACUUUGGCACCACCGGCGCAGGAUGCGGUGGCGGAGAUCGGGAAGCUCCCUGCUCCGGAAAUCUGCCGGCUGGUGGUGGCCACCACUCGAGGAAGCCGCGCCGCAAUCGCACCACCUUCAGCUCCGCCCAACUGACUGCCUUGGAAAAGGUCUUCGAACGCACCCACUAUCCGGAUGCCUUUGUUCGCGAGGAGCUGGCCACGAAGGUGCAUCUGAGCGAGGCCAGAGUUCAGGUCUGGUUUCAGAAUCGGCGUGCGAAAUUCCGGCGGAACGAGCGGAGCGUGGGCUCCAGGCCACUUCUGGAUACGGCUCCUCAGUUGGUGCCGGCGCCGAUUAGCAAUAAUAUGCACAAAUAUGCCAAUAUGCCACACCCACCGCCGCCACCGCCCCCCGGCGCGUACGCCCUCAACUUUGGGCCACUGGAGCUGCGCUCGUGCCAGAACUAUACGAACUGCUACGGGGGAUUCGGGUCGAGUGGUGCCAGCAGCAGUGGCGUCUGCUCCUUCUUCGGGGCCACCAACUACAGUGUGGCCGCCAAUUAUGCGAAGAACGCCUAUCCGCCGCUGUGAUGGCGCGGCUAGCUUUAAUGGGCCCCACGAGGUUACUUCAUGCAUAUGUAUUUCAAUUAGCCAAAUUGCAUUAAUGCUUAAAAACGUAUUAGGACCGGCAUAUGCGCCUACCUGACUAAUAUUUAUACUUAUACUUAUGCCGACACAGAUGCAGACACAUUCACAGAUAUAGAUACAGACACAGAUACAGAUACAGAUGUGACGCACUGAAGGAGAAAACCCAAUAAAUAAAAUUUUCUAAGAAAACACGGGCAGUGUGUAUUUGA